AUGACACAGGAGUACGACAACAAACGGCCAGUGUUGGUUCUUCAGAAUGAAGCACUUUAUCCACAGCGUCGUUCCUACACUAGUGAGGAUGAAGCCUGGAAGUCUUUCCUGGAAAACCCUCUCACCGCAGCCACCAAAGCGAUGAUGAGCAUCAAUGGAGAUGAAGACAGUGCAGCUGCGCUGGGCUUGCUCUAUGACUACUACAAGGUUCCACGAGAGAGAAGGUCCUCAACAGCAAAGCCAGAUGUUGAGCACCCAGAGCCAGAUCAUAGCAAAAGAAAUAGCAUAUCAAACGUGACUGAGCAGCCCCUCAUUUCUGCUGGAGAAAACAGAGUGCAAGUGCUGAAAAAUGUGCCAUUUAACAUUGUCCUUCCCCAUGGCAACCAGCUGGGCAUCGACAAGAGGGGCCAUCUGACAGCUCCUGACACCACGGUCACUGUCUCCAUAGCAGCGAUGCCUACCCACUCCAUCAAGACGGAGACCCAGCACCACGGCUUUGCUGUGGGGAUCCCCCCAGCAGUGUAUCAUCCUGAGCCCACAGAGCGUGUGGUGGUUUUCGACCGGAACCUGAAUGCUGACCAGUUCAGCUCUGGUGCUCAACCUGCAAACGCUCAAAGGCGUACUCCAGACUCUACCUUCUCAGAGACCUUCAAGGAAGGCGUUCAGGAGGUUUUCUUCCCCUCGGAUCUCAGUCUGCGGAUGCCUGGCAUGAAUUCAGAGGACUAUGUUUUUGACAGUGUUUCUGGGAACAACUUUGAAUAUACCCUAGAAGCCUCAAAAUCGCUCCGACAGAAGCCGGGAGAUAGCACCAUGACAUACCUGAACAAAGGCCAGUUCUAUCCUGUCACCUUGAAGGAAGUGAGCAGCAACGAGGGCAUCCACCACCCCAUCAGCAAAGUCCGAAGUGUGAUCAUGGUGGUUUUUGCCGAGGACAAAAGCAGGGAGGAUCAGUUAAGGCAUUGGAAAUACUGGCACUCGCGUCAGCACACGGCGAAACAGAGAUGCGUUGACAUAGCUGACUACAAAGAAAGCUUCAACACCAUCAGUAACAUUGAGGAGAUUGCGUAUAAUGCCAUUUCUUUCACUUGGGACAUUAAUGACGAAGCAAAGGUUUUCAUCUCCGUGAACUGCUUAAGCACAGAUUUCUCUUCUCAGAAAGGUGUGAAGGGGCUGCCUCUGAACAUUCAGAUAGACACCUACAGCUAUAACAACCGCAGCAACAAGCCUGUGCAUCGGGCGUACUGCCAGAUAAAAGUCUUCUGUGACAAGGGAGCUGAACGGAAAAUCAGGGAUGAAGAACGAAAACAAAGCAAAAGAAAAGUUUCUGAUGUCAAAGUACCACUGCUUCCCUCUCACAAGCGAAUGGAUAUCACGGUUUUCAAGCCCUUCAUUGAUCUCGACACGCAGCCCGUCCUCUUCAUUCCUGACGUGCACUUCGCCAACCUUCAGCGGGGCGCUCACGUCCUUCCCAUUGCCUCAGAAGAAUUGGAGGGUGAAGGGUCUAACUUGAAAAGGGGGCCUUAUGGCUCAGAAGACGAUUUUGUGAUCCCUCCUCCCGCUAAGCUGAGCCGGAUAGAAGAACCAAAGCGAGUGCUGCUCUAUGUGCGAAAGGAGUCGGAAGAAGUCUUCGAUGCCCUGAUGCUCAAGACUCCGUCUUUGAAGGGCCUGAUGGAAGCUAUCUCAGACAAAUAUGAUGUUCCCCAAGACAAGAUUGGGAAAAUAUUCAAGAAGUGUAAAAAAGGGAUCCUGGUGAACAUGGACGACAACAUCGUGAAGCAUUACUCCAACGAAGACACCUUCCAGCUGCAGAUGGAAGAGGCCGGGGGGCUGUACAAACUCACGCUCACCGAGAUCUGAGGGCGCCCUGGCCCACGACUCCCAGCGAGCUCAGGGAAGCUGUCACGUGGGCCUUUGGGUUGGCAAGCCGCAGGUUCCCCAGUCAGCCACCUUCCAAAUGUGGGUGGAUGUCAGUGGAAGGGGUUCCUUUCCAGUUGGAGAUGGUGCCGCAUUUGGCUUGGAGAUAGCAUUGACUAUAUUGCAUUGGCGUUUUUCAGAUGACAGAGAA
Messenger RNA from Mesoplodon densirostris (Blainville's beaked whale), 2065 nucleotides. It is a transcript of the gene GRHL1, whose product is annotated as grainyhead like transcription factor 1. Lineage: Eukaryota; Metazoa; Chordata; Mammalia; Artiodactyla; Ziphiidae. Gene Ontology annotation, molecular function: DNA-binding transcription activator activity, RNA polymerase II-specific; RNA polymerase II cis-regulatory region sequence-specific DNA binding. Gene Ontology annotation, biological process: regulation of transcription by RNA polymerase II. The coding region runs from base 1 to 1857 and encodes 618 amino acids. Gene Ontology annotation, cellular component: nucleus. The record is from RefSeq and is a predicted model, not a curated record. The transcript has 16 exons.